CAAAAGUUGCCUAAAAUGGUGGUUUGUUGGAGGUCAAAGUCAAAACCCCAACCCAUAAAUUAGAAUACCAAAACUGAAAAUCCAACCCAAAAGGCCUCAGCUCUCUCCCUAAACAUGGUUUUUCAAGCCGAGGGCGAGGGGUUGGUUUCUUGUAAUUGUAUUCUUCCACCUCCAUGCUUAUUCAUCUCUUUCCCUGCAAGAAACAAAGAUUAAAACUUUGUUUUUAAAUAAUAAAGAGAACCAAUUUAUUGCUCCCAAUCCCCCACCCCCUCUCUCUCUCUCCUCUCUUCUUUCUCUCUCUACCCCUCUCUUUCUCUCUCUUCAUUCUUUCGAUCUAACCCUUUCCACGCUUCUGACAACUUUUUUUCUGUCAGAACAUUCCAAAUCCGUUUCAUUGGUUCUCAGUCUAAUCCAAAUAAAAAUGUUCUUCUGAGCUCUCGGAUGGUAAUUGAAUUGUGGUGGUCUUAUAGACAAAGGGCCAGAAGAAUCCCCCUCCAAGGCUCCAACAUAUAUUGAAAACAAGUUUUGUAAUUGUAGGGAAGCUAGAGGCGGCGCCAGGAUUAGUUCUUGUUCACAACAAUGACUCGUUGAAUAAUUUAAUCCCGGGCCAUUUGGUUGAGAAUAUGUAAGGGAUGGUAUCAGCUAAGUUAAUGAGGCUUGUGUCACCUUGCUGGAAACCUUCUGUCGAGGGUGAAAAUUCUAAUAGGGGGGACGUGAGUGGUCGAAUUGAUGGUUUGUUGUGGCAUAAAGAUUCAGGACGUCAUGUUAAUGGAGAUUUCUCAAUGGCAGUAAUUCAAGCAAACAACUUGUUGGAAGACCAUAGCCAACUAGAAUCAGGGCCAUUGAGCUCACUCGACUCGGGUCCUCAUGGAACAUUUGUUGGAAUUUAUGAUGGACACGGAGGUCCAGAAACAGCCAGGUUUUUAAAUGAACGUCUGUUCAAUAACAUCAAGACUUUCCGUGGUGCAGAGUUCACAUCAGAGAAUCAGGGAAUGUCUGCUGAUGUUAUCACGAAAGCAUUUUUGGCAACCGAAGAGGAGUUCCUCUCUCUAGUAAAGAAGCAGUGGACAAUCAAGCCACUGCUUGCUUCUGUUGGUGCAUGUUGUUUGGUAGGCAUAGUAUGUAGUGGGCUGCUAUACAUAGCAAAUGCGGGGGAUUCUCGUGUGGUGCUAGGAAAACUGGAAAAGACCGUUAAACAGGUAAAAGCGGUUCAGCUAUCGAUUGAGCACAAUGCAAGUUAUGAAUCUGUGAGAGAGGAGUUGCGCUCGUUGCAUCCCGAUGAUCCACAGAUUGUGUUAUUAAAGCACAAAGUGUGGCGCGUGAAGGGUUUGAUACAGAUUUCAAGAUCCAUCGGUGAUGCCUACCUAAAGAGGCAAGAAUUUAACAAAGAACCUCUAUUGGCAAAGUUCAGAUUAUCACAACCCUUCAACAAGCCGAUCCUUAAAGCUGAGCCAACAAUAUUAGUCCAAAAACUCUACCCUGAAGAUCAGUUUCUCAUAUUUGCAUCAGACGGCCUAUGGGAGCAGUUAAGCAAUCAGGAGGCAGUUGACAUUGUCCAGAGUUAUCCGCGUAAUGGUAGCGCAAGGAAACUUGUCAAAGCUGCACUUCGCGAAGCAGCGAAGAAGAGAGAAAUGAGAUAUUCGGACUUAAAAAAGAUAGACCGAGGGGUGAGGAGACAUUUUCACGACGACAUCACAGUGGUAGUUCUGUUCCUAGAUUCGCAUCUGGUCAGUCGUAGCUACUGCCACGGGCCUCUGCUAUCGGUUAAGGCAGCUGGUGGUGUCCCUGCUGGCACCUAGAUUUACGAGGUUCAAAUGCAUCUAUCCCUCAAACCCCCUGGUUUUCUUCACUUGUACUAAGAAACAAACGAAAGCUUUUGUUUUCUUUACAAAGAAGAGAGUUAAAGGCAGAUUUUGGGUCUUUUUUUUUUUUUUUUUCCUUUUCUUUUCAUUUUUCUUCUCUCUUCUGCUGAUGUAUAGCCGUGCUCUAUGGAUUUUUUUAUUUUUAUUUUUUAUAUUUUUAACUUUUACAUUUAAUGCCA
Pyrus x bretschneideri (Chinese white pear) is the source of this 2041-nucleotide messenger RNA. RefSeq names its product probable protein phosphatase 2C 38. The transcript has 5 exons. The record is from RefSeq and is a predicted model, not a curated record. Bases 633 to 1799 code for a protein of 388 amino acids. Gene Ontology annotation, molecular function: cation binding; protein serine/threonine phosphatase activity. Gene Ontology annotation, biological process: protein dephosphorylation. Lineage: Eukaryota; Viridiplantae; Streptophyta; Magnoliopsida; Rosales; Rosaceae.